Bufo gargarizans (Asiatic toad) is the source of this 1293-nucleotide messenger RNA. Its product is annotated as DPY30 domain-containing protein 1-like. The coding region runs from base 246 to 914 and encodes 222 amino acids. The transcript is spliced from 5 exons. Gene Ontology annotation, cellular component: Set1C/COMPASS complex. Lineage: Eukaryota; Metazoa; Chordata; Amphibia; Anura; Bufonidae. The record is from RefSeq and is a predicted model, not a curated record.
UUUUCGAUAGUUUUAUUUGAUAAACGAGCUGGAAGUGUUAAUAUUACUGGAUUAAUGAAUGUAGGUCAAAUUCAAUAUAGAAAUUGUUACGGGCAGCCGUGUAAUAAACUAGCGACCCAACACAAAAUGGCCACCGCUCACUAUGUAGCCGCGCAAAGCCUUGACGUGAUGCUGGGACGCUCCUCCCCGGUUGCUAGGAGACUGGAGACGCAUUUGGCUGCUGAUUUAGAAUUUUUGGGUCGAGAAUGGAUUCUGAAUAUAUAUCGAGGACCUUAGGGAAAUGCCUCGCAGAGGGACUGGCAGAAAUAAUAGAGAAAAGACCAGUGGACCCUAUUGAGUAUCUUGCACACUUUAUUUACAAGUACAGAAGCAAUCUAGAUGAACACGAGAAGAGGAAACUGGAGAUGGAGCAACUGGAAACAGAAAAAGAAGAGGCAAGACAAGAGCUUGAGACAAUUGAAAAGCUUAAGCAAGAAGAACUUUUGAUUCAGCAUAAAAUGGAAGAGCAACAAAAGAAAAAAGUUUUAGAGGAAUAUCCCCCCAAAACUAUAGCAGAACUUACUGAAAAGUUUGGUGCACCUCACUUACCUACUGUGGAAGAGACUGAUGAAAAUGUGGUUGGCAGUAAACAGAAGAGCCCAGAUAUUCCUCCUGAGACCGAGGACACAGUAGUGACCCAAGACAUUGAAAAAACAAAUGAAAAUCAGUUGAAUUUAGAUUCAGUAGAGAAUCAUGAAAAACCUGACAUUGUGGAAAGACAGCCUUUGGAAGAUCCUACAAAUGACGGUGUGCUAGUAGAUGACCAUGUCCCCUCUGUGGAUACAGCAAUCACAAAUACAGAGCAGAAUGACACUGGGUUGGAAGCAUCUGAAGAAAAGGAACCUGAGAUUGAUGCUGGAAAACAAGAUGCAUGAAACUUCUCUGGGAAUUGUCUAUCUUCUGUCUUCAUGAAAAUCACGAGUGUUCUUUCUCAGUGCGUGGUUGGGCUUCCAACUAUUGCAGCAAUAGUUUCUUAAAUGUGAAUUGGAUCAUGGAUAAUUAUACACAAAGCCACAAAAUGCAGGACUAUAAGACCAGUUUGCAAGUCAAGUGUAGUAAUAGGAUCUCUAUUAAAAUCCUUUUAUUUUUGGUGCAUGGGUUGUUAUAUUAUGGUCCUAUGUCUUAUUCACAAUGUCUAUUUGUCUUCAAUAGCACUCAGAAAGACUAACCUUUCCAUUGGUGGGCAUCCUUAGCCUUUAUUUUAGAUACAGUACUUUAAAGAGUUUGUCCCACCAUUAGAUAUCUUAUAAAUUA